AUGAAUUUGGCAAGGAGAACGAUUCCAUUCGCCUUGCGCGCGGCAUUGAGGCGAUCUCAUAACCAGCCAACCCCGCAGCUGUCAACGGCCUUCAACGCCCUCACCCGCCACACGCUUCCAGGCUUUGCCGCAUCCAUCCACACAUCAUCUCCCCGACCAAUUUCAGGAGCCAUGUCCCCAUCUGCUGUCAGUAACACGAGCAAUGGCACUGCUGGUGCCCCUAAGCAGAAUGCUUGGGCUGGUCAUCUCGGGGCCGCUGGCUUCGACCUAAGAAGCGAUACUAUGACCACUCCGACGGCUUCGAUGCUUGCUGCCAUUCAAAAUUGCAGUUUGCUGGACGAUGUUUUCGUGGAAGACCCCACAACGAUGGAACUCGAAUCUCACGUCGCAGCUCUUGCUGGCAAGGAGGCCGCUCUCUUGGUUCUCUCCGGGACCAUGGGGAACCAAGUAGCGCUCCGAGCCCUCCUCACGCAACCUCCAUACAGCGUCUUGAGUGACCAUCGCUCACAUAUUAUCAAGUAUGAGGCUGGCGGCGUUGCUUCGCUUUGUGGCGCCAUGAUACAGCCCGUGGUACCACGUAAUGGAGCCUACCUGACACUAGAGGACAUUGAGGCCCAUGCUGCUCUCGAUGACGAUGUCCAUACCUGUCCUACCAGGGUCAUAAGCUUGGAAAACACCCUCGGCGGCGUGGUGACCCCCCUGGCCGAGGUCAAGAGGAUCGCAGAGUUUGCACGGAAGAACAACCUCAAGCUUCAUUGCGAUGGGGCCAGAAUGUGGGAGGCCGUUGCCUCUGGAGCCGGUAGUCUCUCCGAAUACUGCUCACUAUUCGACACGGUCAGCUUGUGCUUCUCAAAGGGUCUCGGUGCUCCGAUUGGAAGCAUCGUUGUGGGCGACGCAGCGCAAAUCAAGCACGCCCGCUGGGUGCGCAAGUCUAUCGGCGGUGGUCUCCGGCAGUCUGGAGUGGUAGCAGCUCCUGCUAGGAUUGCCGUUGACGAGACGUUCGGAAAGGGGCCCAAUGGCGAGGGUGGUCUUUUGAAGUCGUCUCAUGAGACCGCAAAGAGAAUCGGGGAACUCUGGACUAGUCUCGGUGGCAAGCUUACCCUUCCGGUCGACACCAACAUGUGCUGGCUUGAUUUAGAUGCUGCUGGGUGCAGCACCCAGGACUUCAUCGCGUUUGGGGCGGAAUUGGGACUGAAGCUCAUUGGCAACAGAUUGGUUAUCCAUUAUCAAAUUGCCCAGAACCAAGACAGGGUUCUGCCUAAGCUAGAGCAAGUCUUUCGGCGAGCUCUGGAGGGCGGUAGUCAGACAACAGGAGGGGAGAAGGGCCCAACGAACAUGUACCAGCCGCGUUAA
Messenger RNA from Colletotrichum costaricense, 1353 nucleotides. Its product is annotated as beta-eliminating lyase. Lineage: Eukaryota; Fungi; Ascomycota; Sordariomycetes; Glomerellales; Glomerellaceae. Gene Ontology annotation, biological process: L-threonine catabolic process; glycine biosynthetic process. The coding region runs from base 1 to 1353 and encodes 450 amino acids. Gene Ontology annotation, molecular function: L-allo-threonine aldolase activity. The record is from RefSeq and is a predicted model, not a curated record. Gene Ontology annotation, cellular component: cytosol. The transcript is spliced from 4 exons.